Molecule: messenger RNA, 2996 nt
Organism: Ruditapes philippinarum (Manila clam)
Lineage: Eukaryota; Metazoa; Mollusca; Bivalvia; Venerida; Veneridae
Exons: 4
Coding region: 2078-2404 (108 amino acids)
Source: RefSeq, a predicted model, not a curated record
AUGUGUACCCGUCCCUAGAUUUGCCACUACUUGCCAGCUAUUUCCACUGAAAAGGGUGGCAUUAAGUGUAAAAAAGGUGGCAUUAACUGGAAAAUGACAAAAUUCCACUCUUUUUCCACUGUAGUGGCAAAAUUGCCACCAAAUUCCACUAUCCUUUGGUGGCAUUUAGGUGGCAUUGAGUGGAAAUUUGAACAUAGACUUUUUUUAUGGUGGCAAAAGGGUGGAAAUUGGUGAAAAAUGAAACUUAGUUUAUUUUGAAGGUGGAAAAUGAGUGGCUUUUAGUGGAAAAGUGAAACUCUAACUAUUUUCUGGGUGGCAAAAUAGUGGAAAAAAACUUAGAAAAUUUUGUGAAUAACUUUUAGUCGAAAAGGGAAACUCUUAACUAUUUUCUGGGUUGUAUUUAUAAAAAUUGGUGGAAAAAACUGAGAAAUCUAAUAAUUGUGCAUUGCAGGGUUUAAGAUUUAUUUAAGUCAAAGCUCCAAACUGAAAUAAAUCUGUUUAUAGUUUGUACUCUACCAAAGCAUCAAGUGAACUUUUUAUCAAAAAUAUAAUUUAUUGAAGUUGAACAGUAAGAAAAUUUUAUCAGAAACUCAUAUUUCUUAAACAUACUAGAAUGCCAUGAACACAAUUCUGAUACAAAGUCACUGCCUCACAGUAACGGUAUGAUAAUUCCAGCUGUAAAGUAGCAGGAAAAGACACAGAAAUUGGGCGUAAAAUCACUUUUCCAGGCGUUAAACACAUAUAAUUAUGAUCAGGAUAAAUUAGAAAAGUAUGGGGUUACUUAACUUCCCAUUUUUUAUGGCAGUACUUUUCUUUAGGGAUGUAAAAUUUGACUUUCAAGUCAAAAUGUUUAUGUUCCAUUCUAUGCUUGUAAAAUAAAAUUACGGCUUUUAAAGUGUACUUUGUUCUUUAGUAAUAAUCUGUACAUUAAAUAGUUGAAAUGUUCUUCUAUGCCCAGAAAAUGCAUAUCUUUGCAUAAAGUUUGUUGCUUCUUCUAUGAUAUUUAAUGUCAAUCUUGAAUAAAGUUUGACUUUUGUCUUUUCUUCUAAUUGACAUAAUAAAUUGUCUCUUCAUAAUUACUUUAAACUGAUAUCUGGUGAGUACUAACACUUUUCAUGUAAUGCUAACAAUAAUUAAAGUGAAAAAUGCAAAGGGCAAUAACUCCAAAAGUAUGCAAAGAUUUAUGGUUCUUAAACACAGCACAUUACUAGAAAAGAUCUAUAUCUGUGAAGUUUUUAAUUAAUAUCUCCAUUACUUUUUAAGCUUAAUGAUCAAGACAAAAAUUAAGCAUAGAGAAGUAAAAAAUGGCAAUAAACCCCAAAUCAUGCAAUAAAAAGUUAUGGUUCCUUGGCAUUGUAACUUCUCAUAAAUGAGAUUUAGUUAUAUGUGGAGUUUAAAAUUAUUGUCUCUAACAUCUUUUGUGCUAUGCUUUCAGAGGCUUUAAAUCUAUUGUAAAAAAUAAUGUGUGAAAAGUAAAUAAGUCAUAAUGUCUGAUAAAUUUCUUACAAUCAGGAUAAGUAACUACUAGCUAGUAAAUACUGCAUCCUCUAAGAUUUAACAACACAGCAUAUAUCUCAGAUCUGAUAAAACUACUGCCCUCUUAUCUAGUAAUCUAUGAAUGGGGGUUAAUAGUUUACUCAUGCUGACCAGAGUGUUCCAUUUGAUUAUUUUGGGAAAGGCAACAUUAUACAUGUUUUUAUGUAGAAUUUGUCUUAAAAUAGCAUGCUAAAUUAUCUUUCAAAAGCUUAUUUCUACUCAAUCUAUUGAGGUAUUAGACAUAGUUUAUACAUUCAAAUCAAUGUAAAAAUAAAAUGAUGGGUGCUAUGGUUUUUGGAAAAUCCCUCACAAUUUAAAAUUAUAAUGGACUGUCCAUGCAGUUACACCGUUGUAAAGUUUGAAUUCAAAGGAAUUGAGGUCAGCUAAAGCUUGCAAACACAAAGGAAAUUAUUGAUAUUGUAGCAAUUCCGGAGAUAUUUUGUUUAAAAUGUAAGGGUGCAUAUUUUUGAUUUCUCAAAGAAAACAUUUAAAGUCUUAUUAGUGUGGUAAAUAGAAAUGAGAAGUUUUAACUGAAGUGUGAAUGUGUAGACAAGAAGAUAAACAGCAGAAUCAUUCCCAGUCAAAGUUUCAGACACAAAGCAAUGAGGAGCAGCCUGGAGCAACACAUUUGAUCUUCAGUGGCUUUACAAAGGACCAAGUGAUGGCAGAACUGAAGCCAUAUGCCUCAAAAGAGAAAGGUACAGCAAAGCUCUUCAGAAUGCUAUUCAAUAUAGAAGAGAUUAAAGGCCGCUCAAUGUAUGGUAUGAGGAAAGGGAACAGAGAGUCUGACGCCAGACCUUCUUGUGCAGACAAGGCAAAACUUAAGUUCUUGGAAGAUUGUGCGCUUGAAAAGUUGCCGACAACCUAAAGGACUGAACUCAAAGAUAAACUGAAGAAAAUAAAUGGACUAAUGUUUUGCUAUUUUUUGAGACAAUAUAUCAUAUCAUAUGGAAACAUUAAAAAGGAUUAUUUUUAAAAUUUGUUUGUUUCCAAUUUAGGGUACAGGGUGACUUUCAAGCAGUUUCCAGCUAUUGCCACCCACAAGGUGGAAAAUUUCUGAAAGGGUGAAAAUAGGUGGCAUUUAGUGGAAACUGAAUUUGCCACUAUCUGGUGGCAAAAUGGUGGAAAAGUGUCUAAAUACUCCACCAAUUUUCCACCCUUAUGGUGGCAAAAGGUGGAAAUAAGUGGCAUUUGGUGGAAAAUAAGUUUGCCACUCAAUGGUGGCAUAAUGGUGGAAAUUUGUCUAAAUACUCCACCAAUUUUCCACCAUUAUGGUGGCAAUAAGUGGAAACAAGUGGCAUCUAGUGGAAAAUGAGUUUGCCACCCUAAGGUGGCAUAAUGUGGCAUUAUGGUGAAAGUUUGUCUAAAUACUCCACCAAUUUUCCACUCAUUGGUGGCAUUUAGUGUAAAAAAGGUGGAAUUAACUGGAAAAUUAUAUAACAUCAGUCCUGCUCAAAUUU